This is a messenger RNA of Rubroshorea leprosula, 1509 nucleotides long. NCBI's taxonomy places the organism in Eukaryota, Viridiplantae, Streptophyta, Magnoliopsida, Malvales, Dipterocarpaceae. The record is from the annotation of a GenBank genome assembly.
AAAGGUAAUUGAAACAAACCUAAAACUCCUUUUCCCAUUAUUCUAGAGGUAGAUCCGAUUAUUGUUGACUUAAACAUCGGAGUGUCUACCCCGAGGACCCACCUUGGGGCUUUGUAGACAACCCACAUUAACCGAGAUCUGAGCUGUGGUCUCUCAAUCUCAUCUUUGCAUGAAGUUCCCAACCCCUAUGGGGAUAGCAACACUACAAGGUAACCAGGAGGUAGCUAGACAUUGCUAUAUUACCUCGGUUACAAGGCCUCAGAAAGGCAAAGAUCAGACACCAGAAAUCAUUCCCCAACAAGUUAAUGAUAAUCAGCAGGAAGUACAAAUUGAUGACAGAGAUCAAAACAGGAAGACACAAAUUGGAACUCGGUUAAGUCCAAAGGAAAGAGCAGAGCUAAUAGCUUUCCUCCAAGCUAACAAAGAUGUCUUCACUUGGACCUCAGCAGACAUGCUAGGAAUUCCAACCUCAGUAUCUCAACACAAGAUCAGCACCAAUCCAUUGAAGAAACCAGUAACUCAGAAGCGACAUCUCUUUGGGGGGGAGAGGCUUCAGCAUCAAGUGCCAAUGGCUUCGGAGGAUGAAGAGAAAACCUUGUUCUAUGCAGGUGAUGAAAUUUAUUGCUAUGUCAUGAUGCCCUUCGGCUUAAAGAAUGCAAGUGCCAGUUACCAAAAAAUGGUGACCAUCAUCUUCUGCACUCAGAUCGGCAGGAACCUGGAGGUUUAUGUCGAUGACAUUGUGUUAGUAGAUAAGUGCCUGCCAUUCUUCAAAAUCAUGAGGUCAACAGCCCAGAAGGAUGAUUCUGGCAAACAGAAGAAGUUUGAACGGAACCAAGAAUGCCAAGCUGCAUUUGAUGAGCUGAAGUCUUAUCUUAGCUCACUACCUCUGCGGACAAAGGCUAUAGAUGGAGAAAUUCUCUAUUUGUACCUUGCAUCAAAUAGCAAGGGCUCAGGAGCUGGUGCUUUCCUAGUGGGUCCAAAUGGAUAUCAAAGUAAGCAUGCUUUAAAAUUUAACUUUGAUGCCAUUGAUAAAAUGGCUGAGUAUGAAGCUCUGCUACUUGGUCUGCAACUAGCAUUGGAGUUGAAGGUCACGACCAUAAGAGUCCACAAUGACUUGCAACUUGUGGUCUAUCAAGUCAACUUAGUUUGCGAGGUUGUUGAUCCUGUCAUGGCGAAAAAGGCUGGUCUAACAGGGUUUGAAACUCAUUUUGGUAAACUGGCCUCGAACUGGGAAGGCCCUUACACAAUGGUCGAAGUGCCACAUCCUGACGCCUAUAUCCUCCAGGACGUUGAAGGGAAGCAAGUUUCUAGAGUCUGGAAUAUCAAUAACUUGAAGAAAUUUUACCUUUAAUAAAGUUCUUUCAAGUGAUCUUCGUCUUAUUCUUCUUUAUAAUUAUUACUUUUUCAUUUCUGAGAUUCAUUUCAUCUGUUAUUUUAUAUAUCCGAGGUCAAUCUGUUUGGAAUUUAUUCCUUGGACUUCAAUUUUAUUAAUGAAAUUCACUUCAUAUC